AUGUGGUCAUCCUCUGUUAUUGCUAUCGCAAUCUCAUUUGCAACCUCAGUUGCUGCUACAGGUGGCUUCCAAGUUAAUGCUUAUGCAAACGGCUGUGGCAACGGAUAUGUCGGCUCGAUCAACCUUGACGAUUGGAACAUUUGGACGCCUUGCUCAUCGUGGAAUUUGCCAAAUGCAUGGUAUUUGAAUGUUGCAGACAACUGGAGUGGAAGUAAUGUUUGUUGCCAAGCUUAUGCAGAUGCUGCCUGUAGCCGUCCAGUUAGUGGUUCAUUCGACGGCUCCGGAGGAUGCGCCUAUACCAGCGGCAACGGAGUGCCUUACAUCCAGUGCCACGUUUGUGCUUAA
Trichoderma gamsii is the source of this 345-nucleotide messenger RNA. RefSeq lists its product as hypothetical. The record is from RefSeq and is a predicted model, not a curated record. The coding region runs from base 1 to 345 and encodes 114 amino acids. The transcript has a single exon. NCBI's taxonomy places the organism in Eukaryota, Fungi, Ascomycota, Sordariomycetes, Hypocreales, Hypocreaceae.